Ilex paraguariensis (yerba mate) is the source of this 780-nucleotide messenger RNA. NCBI's taxonomy places the organism in Eukaryota, Viridiplantae, Streptophyta, Magnoliopsida, Aquifoliales, Aquifoliaceae. The record is from the annotation of a GenBank genome assembly.
AUUAAAACCAAGGGAGAUCGAAAUACAGAACUUGAAGAAAAUGAGGGCUCAGCUACUCUUCAUGACUGCAGGCAUCAUCGUUCUUAGUUUGGCAGCUGAGAAAUGCCGGCAGCUAGUAGGCAAAGAGUCUGCUUCCAAGAGCUGGACAGAGAGGUUUGCAUUGGUGGAGUGCUUCGACAUGGGGUAUGGCACCGUAGCAUGCCUAAUCAAACAGUUCGUGAAGCUCUAUUUCUACUACAUGAGGGCCGUUAACGUCCACAAAAUCAGAGUCCAGGCAACCGACGUAGCCUUGAAGAAAGAACUGUCACAAGGGCAUAGCUAUGCAGACGCCAUGAAAAGGGCACGCCAACAAGGGAAGGACACUGCAAAGCAAGCAUCAAAGCAAGCAAAAUUCAUCAUGGGCCCUGUGAUAUCUUCAGGAUGGGACUUGUUUGAGACCCUUUACGUUGGGGGUACCUUAGCGGAAGCUAUCACUAGGAGCAUUGGAACCUUUUUUGGGGCUUACAUUGGAGGGAUCAUUGGAGACGGAAAGCUUCGGUGGAUGGGUCAUAUUGUGGGAAGCCUGUUUGGGAGUUGGGUUGGAGGAAGGGUAGGAUUGAUGGCGUACGAUAUCGGGAAAGGAGGGGAGUAUUUGCUUCAUGUUGCUCAUAAAGAAUGAAAGAUGAAUCAUUAUCUAGUAGCUGAAUAAGACCAAGUUGGAACAGUUUCGAGUGAUGUUCUAUUAAUACUAGUUUGUAAUUGAAAAACUAGUAAUUCUGUAUAAUAAAUAUCUAACGUGAA